Chlamydomonas reinhardtii is the source of this 10667-nucleotide messenger RNA. RefSeq lists its product as uncharacterized. The transcript has 16 exons. The record is from RefSeq and is a predicted model, not a curated record. Bases 363 to 7673 code for a protein of 2436 amino acids. Gene Ontology annotation, molecular function: protein binding. Lineage: Eukaryota; Viridiplantae; Chlorophyta; Chlorophyceae; Chlamydomonadales; Chlamydomonadaceae.
CUUGUUUAAUAGCCUCUAGCCGGUUUCCCAUAAGAAAACCAGGACUGGCCCAUGAAUCGCGUUUCGCAGCGGAAGGUUGACCAAGGCUCCAAUCGUGGCACUGUAGACUUGUGCUUCUCCUCUUACAGUUAAAGGGCACUGCAAUCACUGCACCUAAGUAUGUGCUCAGAGUCAGAGGGCGUGCUUGCUUGAACAAGGUUGGGCGCAGCCUGCUCAGCUUUCUGAUUUACUUUAGCCUUGUUACGCUUACUAAGAGACACGAUGUCCAGAGACUACGCACCCGUGAAGCGCAAGUGGGCUUUUUAGGGACUUCCAGCCCUUGCCGACUGCGAAAGACUCGCGACUGGAGUGGACAGCAAUAAAUGGCAGAAGCAGACAUAUGGCCCGUUAUUCGCGCGGUGGAGGAGGCAAGAGAGGCAGUGCACCAGCUUGCGGAGAGCGCGGCAAAGAGCAAGGUCAACAAGCAGCGAUGCUCUGAGGUUGCUGAUGCGGCUCGUCAAGCAUUAAACAGCCUUGAUGCGGCCGUGAGGCAGCGUGCUGCAGAUGCGAUUGCACUUAUGACAGCCGCUGCGCGGCUUGCCGGAGCGGCCAGGCGCUCGUGCGCAAGCGUGCAGGAGCAUGGAAACCCUGGCGCCAUCGGGCGCCUUUUCCAGCGCAAGACCGCGGAGCGCGCCCUAGCGGUGGAGCAGCGCGCCUACCUGGACUUCCUAGCCGACCCGCCCUGGGGCCCCGCAGCCGCGCUGCGCAACUCCGCAACCACCAUCGGACCCGGCGCGGCGGCCGCAGCCGCCUCCGCCGCCGGCCGAGGCGGCGGCGGCGGAGGACACGGAGGGGGCGGCGGCGGCGGCGGCGCAGGGGCGCUGUUGUCGCAGCAGACCAUGGACACGCUGGCUCUAUACCACGCGGGCGGAGGCAGUGCGUCGUCGGGCGGGGCGGGGCCGGGGAACGGCAACGGCGGCGGGCACGGAGGAGGCGGUGGAGGAGGCGGCGGGGGAGGCGGUGGAGGAGGCGGUGGAGGAGGCGGUGGAGCAGGAGGGGGGCGGCUGCAGGGCGCGGGUGACAGCGCGCCGGUGCGUAUGCCCACCAGCUCGCUGAACCCGCUGUGGACCAGCAACCUGGAGUCCACCCACACGCAGUCGCUGCCGCAGGAGCUGGGCUCAAUUCCCGCCGGCUUGGCCGGCUACCCCAACAUCCGUGGCGGCGGCGGAGCCGCCGCUGGCGGCGGCGGCGGUCCCACUAGCACCGACGGCGGCGGCGACGUUUCGUACGGCGGCCGCCGCGCCUCCGCCGCCGGCGACGACGCGGAGUCGGUGGCGGCGGGGGCCGGGGGCGGGCGGAGUGCGCUGGUGCCGUUCGCGCCGCGCACGGUUCGUGCCAGCGACGGCGUGCCUGUGCAGCGUGUGUGCUUCAUGCGCGGCGCCGGCUGCGACACGUCGGCGGUGCAGCUGAUGGUGGUGCUGCCCAAGCAGGUGGAGGUGUACUCGGCGGCGCUGGACUCGUUCCACUCGGACACGCCGCUGGAUACGGAGGAGCAGCAGGUCACGGCGGCGGCGCUGUACGAGCCGGCCCUGGAUCUGGUCACCGGACACCGCGGCGGUACAGUGCUGGUGUACGGCAGGCCCGGCGUCGCCAGCGGCAGCAGUGCCGGCGCGCAGACCGCCGCCGCCGCAGCGGCGGCGGCCGCCACGCAGGCGGGCGUGCCCUUAGUCAUCCGCCUCAGCCGCCACGCGGUCACCGCGCUCCACUGCGUGCCGGGGUCGGAGUUAGAGCCGGUGGCGGCGCCUGGCGGCGCCGCCGCGGCUGCAGCCGCUGACGCGGCUGCGGCCGUGUCGCCGUACCCAAUGCAGCCGGCGGCGCUGCCGCCGCCGCCGGGCCCGCCGUCGGAGGAGGUAGUGCUCUUCACGGGCGACGCCUCGGGACGGGUUAUGGCAGUACGCUACAGCCGCACGCAGCCGGAGGUGCUGGCUACGGCAGUGUUCAACGCCGCCAAACGGAAUCCCGCCGCCGCCGGCAGCAAGGACGGCGCCGCCGCCACCGCCGCCGCGGCGGCGGCGGCGGCCGCGUCGUCUUCCUCCGCCAGCCCCAACGCCGAAAUCACCUGCCUGCUCUUCCGUGUGGGCUAUCUGGUGGUCAGCACCGCCGGCGACAAUCUGUUUUCGGUGCGCGUGAAUGCGGCGCCGCCGCUGGCGCCGUCGGGCUCGACGGGCGCGCUGGCGAGGGCCGACUCGGCCGGCAGCGGCGCCGCCGGCCUGCGGCCCUCCGCCUCCGUCAACCUGCUGACCCCAGCCGUGUCCGCAAUCCCGGGGCGCGGCGGCGGCGCCCUGCCGACACGCGGCUCGGCGGCGGGGCUGCCGCCGGCGCCGUCAACCGAGGCGCCGUCAUCCGCCAGCAGCGGCGGCGGCGGCGGCGGGAUCCGGAAGGGCGCGCUGCCGCUGGUGACGGCGGUGGUUGACAGCUUCUCCUUUGCGGGCUUUGGCGGCUGUACGGCGCUGGUGGCGGUUGAUUGGGUGGUGCCGGGAUCCGAGGCCGACGGCGGCGGCGGCGGCGGCUCCAACGCCACACCGUUUGCGAACUUCUGGACCUCCGCCACCGCCUCCGCUGGCACGGCGUCGCUGGGCGCGUGGGGCGCGGACGCGACGGCGGACGCCGCCGCGGCGGCGGUGGCGGCGGGCGGGCGCGGGCGCAUGCCGCCGCCGCGGCGCGGCCCCUGGCGGCUGCUGUCCGCGCACUCCAACGGGCAGCUGCUGAUGUGGGACCUGCCGGCGGGGCGCCUGCAGCUCAUCUGCGCCAUCGGCGAGACCGGCCCGCCCAUCAUCUCCGUCAACGUGUUUCCGGACCUGGGCGCAAUGAUUGAGGUGCUCAGCAACGGCCACUUCCGGGUGGGGCCGCCGCCGUCCAGCUCCCUGGCGCCGCCCAUCAACCCUCUGGGCGGCGUGCCUGUGUGGCGGCUGCGCCAGGCCGCCGUCAAGGCGCACCGCGGCCGCAUCACCGCCUCCUCCCUGCUGGGCCACAGCAUCGCCACAGGCAGCAAGGCCGGCGGCGUCAAGGUCUGGUCCGCAGUAGAGCUGCGGACCAAGGCCGCGGCGCAGGGCGUGACCUUCCUGCCGCCUCCGGCGGCGGCGCCGCCGCCUCCGGCGGCGGCGGCGGCGGCGGUGCCGCCCACCUUCGGCAUGGUGGGCGCCGCAGCCGGGAGCUCGACGCCCACCGCGGCGGCGGCGGCGCGGUACCCGGGCUACCCAUUCAACCCGCCGCCGGCGUCGACGGCGUCGCCGGUAGGGGCGGCGGCGCCGCCGCCGUCGAGCCUGAACAACUACCCGCUCGGCGGCGGCGGCGUGGGCAGCCCUAGCAACAGCGUGGCCCUGGCCUCAGAGGACCGCUACCCAUUGGGCGUUCCAGACCGCGGACCCGGCGGCGUCUCGCGGCCUAGCUCCGCCGCCGGCGGCCCGGCUUCGCCGCGGCCGCUGGCGCCGCCUGGCAGCGGCGGCGGCGCCGCCGCCGCCGACCGUUACCCCAUGCAGCCGUACGGCUCGGCGGCGCUGUCGGUUGCGGCGGCGAGCGACCGCAACUCGUUCACCAUGUCUGGAUCCAAUCUGGUCAUGAACACGAUGACGUCGACGGGCACGGGCGCGGCGCAGCCGUAUCCCGGCAGCAGCGGCAUCGGCGGCGGCAUCGGCGGCGGCGGCGGCGGAAUGUUCAUUCCUGGUCCGGGCGCCGACAUCCACGCCUCCUCUGCAUCCCAAUUUGCCAUGCCCUUCGCGCCGCCGAGCUCCGCGCUGGCGGCGCCGCCGGCGCCGUCGGGGCAGCAGUUCUACCCGGCGGCGGCGUCCGCGGCGGCGUCGGGGGCGCCGCCGCCGAUGCCGUUCGGCGCUCCAAACUCGGGCUGGGACAACCAACAGCAGCAGCAGCAGCAGCAGCAACAACAGCAGCAGUUCCAGCAGUACCCGGGCGCGGGCGUUGGGGCUGUCGGCACAGGCAUGGGUAUGGGCAUGGGCGUGAGCAUGCUGGGCGGCGGCGGCGGCACCGCCGACGAGCACCUGCUCUCCGGGACCUCCUCCCUCAGCACCACCGGUGCCGCGCCCAACACCGGCUCCAUUGCCGCUACAGCCGCCGUUGCUGCUACCGCUACAGCCGCCGUGGUCACAGCUACAGCCGCUGCCGGCCCCGCCGGCGGCGCUGGCUCGCUGGCCCGCACCUCCCAGCCCGCCGUGGGCCCGCGGUCGCCGCUGCACGCGCAGCUGCAAGUGGCGAUGGACGCCGCACAGGCCGCGCGGGACCCCAGUCACCACGCCAUUACCUCGCCGCCGGAGCGCGCGCCCUCGCCGCUGCCGGCCGUGUCGCCACACGCACAAGCCAUGGCCGCGGCCGCAGGCGCCGCCGCCGGCGCCGCGGCGGCGGCGGCCGCCACCGCCGCGCCCGCCCCCCUCCCGUCGCCGACAGCGAUGGCCAACACGGCGACGGCCGCAGCAGUGGCGCGCCCGGCGUCGCCCGCGCCGCCGCAGGCGGCGGUGGCGGCAGCAGCCGCCACGGCGACGGUGGCAGUAGCGGCGGCUGCGCCGCCGCCUGCCAUGAUGCGGUCUGCGACGAUGCAGAAGACCUACGCCUCCGCCCUGGAGGGCGAGCUGGCGCACGCGCUGGGCUGCGGCGGCAAGGCGCCGCCGGCGCCCACCGAGGAGGAGCAGCAGCGCGAGCGCAGCGCCAACCUGCCUGUGGUCAUGCCGGCAGGGCUGACGGCGGCGGAGGCGGCCGAGGCGGCGGAGGCGGCGCGCGCCGACCCCAAGGCCCGCUGGGGCAACGCCGGCCUGGCCGUGAUGCAGGGCAUCCGGGGCAGCCGCGCAAAACUGCUGGGCGCGGGAAGGGCAGCCGCGGCAGAGGAGCCGUCGGCAGUUGGUGGUGGUGGUGGCGGCGGCGGCGGCGGCGGUGACAUGAGGUCGCCGUCGCCGCUGUCGUCCAUGGGCGUGUCCAUGCCGCCGCCGCCGCCGCCGCCAGUGGCGGCGGUGGGCGCGGCCGCUGCCGCGGCGGCGUCGCCGUUCGGUGGCGGCGGCGGCGGUGGCGGCGGCGGCGGCGGCGCGCAUUCGUACCCCAGCCUGCCCGACGGCUACAUGAUCAGCAGUGACGGCGCCGGCGGCGCAGCCGCCGCCAAGGCCGCCGCCGUGGCGGCGGCGGCGGCGGCGCAGUGGCAAACUCCGGGCUCCACGCCGUCGGGGCUGCCGGCGGCGCAGGGGCCGGCGCAGAUGGUGCCAUUCAGCAACAUCACGUCGCUGUCUUCAGACCCCACCGCUGGCGGCGGCGGUGGCGGCGGCGGCUACAGCGCGGCGGCGGUGGCCUUCCACCAGCUGCACCACCACCCGCAGCACCAACCGCAUCAGCACUACGGCCCGCAACCGUCGUACGACGCCGCGCCGCAGACCAUGACCUACCCGCCUCCCGCCGCCGGCGGCCCCUCCACCAGCAACGACGGCUACGGCGGCGGCGGUGGCAUGUCGUACGGCCACAUGGGGUCGAUGCCGCACAUGGGAUCCAUGCAGCACAUGGGAUCCAUGGCGUCCAUGGGAUCCAUGGGCCACGUGAACCCGCUGCAGCCGCCCGUGCAGAACAUGGGAUCCAUGCAGCACAUGGGAUCCAUGCAGCGCGGCUCCAUGCACAGCGGCAGCGGCGCUGGAUCCGAGAUGCACGUGCCGGGGCCCGGCAUGGGCAGCGGUCCGUACGGCAGGCGCAUGUCCAUGGUGGCCAGCGAGUACGACAACCUGUCGCGCCGUACUUCGACGUCGGGGCACGUGGACAUGGGCGGGCCCAUGAGCGGGGAAGCCGACGGCAUGGUGCCGCCGCCUCCCGUGCUGCCGCCGCCAGCGCCCGACCCGAACGCCAUGCCGGCCCAGCACCAGGCGGUCAACCCCCUGCUGCAGAACUGCUUCAUCCGGCCUGACGACCUGCGGCUGAUCGACUGCGUGGGCGCGGGCGCGGAGGGCACUGUGUGGCGCGGCCGCUGGCACCACAUCGACGUGGCGGUCAAGGAGAUGCACACCGACAGCGCCAGCUACGACAAGCUGGUGUCCAUCGCCAAGGCCUACAAGACCCUUAUGAAGGAUUGCUGGGCGGCAGACCCCGCGGCCAGGCCCGCCUUCCACAAAAUCGCGGAGCGGCUGAUGGCGCUCAUCCGCUGGCAGCGCACGCUCAGCCAGGUGCGGCGCAGCGUCCUUGGCGCCAACAAGUUCAAGGCCGUGGGCUCGCGGCGCCGCGAGGACACCUCGGCGGCGGCGGCGGCGGGCUCGGGCGCCAGCACGCCGCGCGGCCGGGCGGCGGCGGAUGACGACGAGGACGAUGAGGACCCGUUGGCGGAGCUGCGGCGGCAGCGCGCCGCGGAGGAGGCGGCGGCGGCCGCCGCCGCCGCCGCCGCUGCCACGGCGGCAGCGAAUGCCACGCCGACGCUGGCGGCGGCGGUGGCGGUCGGGAACGCCGCCGGCGACACGACACCAACGCUGGGCACGCCGACGGCGUCGGCUACUGCCGCUGCUGCUGCCGCCGCGGCGGCGGCGGCGGCGGUGCGCCUGCCCAUGCCGCCGGCGAGUGGCGGCGGCGCGGAGAACGGCGGCUCCACUCCGGUGCUGCUCAGGGACUCGGCGCCAGACGAUGCGUCGCCAGCGGUGCGGGUCGAUCUGACGGCAGCGGCGACGCGCGCCGCCGACGCCGCCGGUGCCAGCGCGGGAUCGGACGGCGGCCCUGUGAGCGAGGCCCCUAGCCUCAACCCGAAGGCGGGGCUGGGGCUGGCGGCGCGGCGUGACGAUGGUGCUGGCGGCGCCGGCACCAACAGCAGCGGCGGCGGCGCGCCGGCGCUGUUUGGCGGCGUGCCGCUGACGGCGGCGGCGGUGGCGGCGAGGGCGCAACAGCAGCAGCAGCAGCUACAGCCGCAGGGGCCAAUGCUGGAGUCGGCGCCGACUCUCAGUUCAACUGCGUCGCGGCCGCUGACGGUCCCGCCGAUCAGCACCACGGCCUCCGGCGCCUCCGCCGCCUCUAGCGCCGCCCCUGGCGGCGCCGGGCCGCCGCAGCCGACGCCGGCCGUGGCGGCGGCAGCGGCGGCGGCCACGGCCGCGACGGCGGCGGCCACGGCGGCGGCACUGGGCCAACAGGGCGACGGCUUUGGAAUGCUGAGCCCCUUCAAUGCGAUUGACCUGUCAGACGACGACGAAGACGCGUCGCAGGUGCGGCUGCCGCCGCCGCCGGCGGCACCAGCCGCCGCGCCGGUGGCGGCGGCGGCGGCGCCAGCAGGGAAGCCGGACCCGUUCGCACUCAACAGCCCGUUCAACGCAUUUGGCAACCUCGACGAUUCGGAUGAUGAGGCACCGCCGCCGCCGCCACCAAAGGUCAAGCCGAUGCCAGCCGCCGCUGCGGCCCCUGCCACCGCCGCCGCCGCGCCGGCGCGGGCGGUGGCGGCGGAGCCGCCUCUGCUGCAAAGCGUCAAGCCGCCGCCGCCGGUCCGGCCAGAGGUGGCAAUCCCGAAGGGAGCCGCGGGCAUUGCAGUGGACCCGGCGGCGGCGGUGGCCGCCGCCGGCGCGGCAGCCGCCGCCGGCGCGGCAGCCGCCGCCGCGCGCGCCGCCACUGCCGCCGCCGCCGCGCCGGCGCUGGGCGCGGUCGGGGCGGACCCGUUCUCCAUGCUCUCUCCCUCUUCAGAUGCAUGAUUGUGAUGGCGCGUGGUCGCCGGGUUGCUUGCUUGCCGCACAAGUCAGAGUGUGCUGCAGUCAACAGCACAGCGAGCGGGAGGUCCGCGACUGCAUGUGUGUCUCGCUGCAUCGGCACCUUCUUGCUUUUGGAUUGCCAAAGAGCAAUGCGUGUGUGUGUGUGUGUGUGUGUGUGUGUGUGUGUGUGUGUGUGUGUGUGUGUGUGUGUGUGUGUGUGUGUGUGUGUGUGUGUGUGUGUGUGUGUGUGUGUGUGUGUGUGUGUGUGUGUGUGAUUGUGUGUGUAUUGUAUAUGUCGUGCUGGUCGUGCGUGCUUGGUGCUCACCUGGUGGUGGCGGCUGGAUGUGGCGGCGAGUUGUUGGAGCUCCGACGGGCGUUGCUGAGAUUGGUGCGGAAGGCAGAGGUGAGGUGGUCGGGUCCCGUCGGGUCAGGGCGCCAAGGCGGCUGAGGGAUUUGCGGGACUGCUUGUGCACUUGGCCAGGGGUUUCGGCAGGGCAGGUGCAAUGGCGCAUAUGCAGACCACCUCUGCUCAAGGUCUGAUGCCCUUGCAACAAGGGACACGCGAACAUGUUUCCGUGUGUGUUUCGCGUGUGUGAUGCUGUGCUGGUCGUUUGGCUGCUGGUCCCCUUGUGCGGGUCCGCGGCAGCAAGCACUCAUGCAAACGGAUGUGAGAAUCAGCGAGAGACAGACGCUUGGUCGACGAAGGACAUGCUGCUCUGCUGUGCGUAGGUGUGCCGGGGCCGGCGCGGCAGUCGCAAGUGCACUGCUUUCUGUUUUUGAUGCUGCGAGUCUCUUAUACAAACCACGUUACUGUGGGUGUCAGGCCAGUCGACCCUGUGCAGUCAGAACGGAGCGGCGGGCGUUCUCUCAACAACAUCAGCAGAGCACUUCGACCUGCAUUGAAGCCAUUUAAUGGCCCCGCGGAACGCGGUGCCCCGCGAUGAGAGAGAGAGAUGCUGUACGGCUGGAUAGCCCCGCACAAAGUGGUGCGCGUCAAUGGAAUGGGUAUUGUUUUGCGGCGGCACGCUCGGGGCUAUAUGUGUUGUGAUGAGGGAUGAAGGAUGAUGUGUUACCGGCAAGGCCGGUGUGUGCACCGUGAUGGCAAGGGCAUUGCGCGGCAUGGCGGGUUGGGUUCCUCUGCACGUUCGAGUGCUGUUGCUGUGGCUGGCGGCCAGCCGGCCGCGGCCGGCGAGGUGUGGCGGAUGCGACACAACCGUAAUGCCGUACUAUUGGCUCUACUAAUGCCGUACUGGGUGUGUCCCUGUCCUUGUUUAGGAAGCUGUGUUUGGAGCUAUCGGAGACAAUGGAGCAUGCGGUGUCAGGAAAUGCCUUGGGCGGGCAGAUGCAUCGUCGUAGGGGGCGGAGGGGUCCCCCAGCGGAUGCGGCGGCGACCGGCGCUGCUGGCUUGUAUGGACGUGGGGUGGCGCUGUGGGCGGCUGCGUGACGUCUCACCGCAGCGCGACACAUCCACAAAUAAGAGGCCGGUGUCGUCUGGGGCCGACGGUGAUUGCAGCAACUGCCAGGCGGUAAUGACAUGGCUAACGGAAGGAACGCAUAUCAUGCUCGCAAAACAGAAAUAAAUUGUCUAAUGUUUGCAGCAAUUUCAAGCGAUGGCUCGAUGGUGUGUUGCGGUGGUAAAGCGAUGGUCACAGGCGCAUUUCGAGGGCUCUGGCGCGGGCUGCUUGUUUAUUGGAAUAUGAUGAAGUCUGUCGGCGCCACGGGACGUGUGUUUUGGCGCAUACGUGUGACCGACGUCUACUUUAGUCCUGGUCCCCUUAGCUUCUCGUCCAUUAAAACCCUAGACCUCCCAUCAGACGCUGUUGAAUAAUGGUGGGUGAGGGUUGCGCCAGGGCACGGCAGCUUGUUGCCUUGCUGGGAGACGCCCCGGUGCCUUGUGCCAUAGAUUACCCAUGAGCGGGUUUGGCCGUACUGUGUAUGCGUGUCGGCGUGCACUAGGGAGGUGAACACGUGUGUGUGUGUGGGUGGGUGUUUGGAUCUUGAAACAGGUGGGGGAGCUCGCUGCUGGUCUGGGUAAAUGGGGGUUUCGUCCGCGCCUGGGGAUAAAAGGAGGACGCGGCAGACGCAGGCGUGGUUGGGGUCACGAGCGCCGCUUCAGGCCACGCAUGUGCGAGAAAGACAAUGCCUAAGUGAUGGUGAUGCGCGAGGUGGUACGGACAAGCACGCUAGAGUGUUUGUGUGUGGGGGGCCCACGCGGCAUGUUGUGGCCUGUGGGGAGUGGGGCGCGAUGACGUUUGGUCAGGGGUCCAGCUGGCUUGCAACUGGAGGCUUGGGGCGGUUGUAGGAAUAGGACAACCUACAAACCGCUACCGCUGGUACUAUAGUCAACUAGGUAGCGGCGGGCGGCGUGGGGCCGGUGCUGAUCCGGCAGGGGCCCUCCUGCCACCAGUUGUGGGCACGAUGAGGGCGCUCAAUUCCCAGCACCGCCCUCUUGAUGUCAUCGCCGUGCCUUGCGUGCAAAGGAAAGUGCCUUGCGUGCAAAGGAAAGUGCAUGCCCGCCGAUCUGCGGGGGCGAACUGCUGGCACGGGUGGGUGGGAUGGAUGGGGCAAGCAAGCAACAAGGGGUGCGGGCCUGCGGGCGCGGGUGGCGGUUGUGUGGGUACACGUGCAUGGCUGGGUGGGAUUGGGUGCGCGAUAUGGUCGUGAGCUGGGAAGCAGUGCGGUGGGAUUGCUGAGGGCCUUGCGGUUGUGAACUUGUGAAGGGGCGUGAACACGUCAGCUUGCUGGGUGUUGGAGGCUGAGCUGGCUCAUGCUGUGGGCUGAGCUAAGUCGUGCGUGUUUGUGCGCUGGGAAGGCAGCACAAGGAGUCAAGAACCCUGAUGCGAGUGAUGCCCCUUCUUGUAACUGCUCUCGCAUGCAAAUUGCACAAGAACGCAAAGCGGCCGGAUUGGGUUUGACACACAGUUCGAGCACUUAGCAGCACUUAGGAGGCCUCCUGAGGAGGGUGGCCAGAAUGUAUCGUUGUAACGAGUUGUUGUG